UAGUGGGAGGAGCGGCUGCCGCCGUUAGGCAGGGCGCCGCCGAGGGGUUCUGGUUCCGACUGAGGUUGGGAGAGGGUCUCGGCGGGCUUGUGCGGGGCCGGGAGGACUGUGCAGGCUAAGUAAGCCCGACGCGGGGAAGUGGGGCUUGCUGUAGAAAGGUCUGGCUGCGGGAAGGAAUCCAGCGUCACGUCCCUCUGGGGAAGGGGGCCAGUCCCCGACUCCCUGACUCUUCCGCUCUCGGCGGUAACUUUGGGGUGUGGCAGGGGUUAGUGACGGCUGUUGACCUGCGAUCUGGGCCUGAAGGAGGUUUGUGGUCGCGAUGGGGAGAUAGUCUUUCUCGCAGCCUCUGGAGGAAUAAAACAAAUGUUUGUAAUCCGGAUUAUCCGCGGUGACUUGGGCCUCCUCUGCUGCCCAAGUAAAGUUAAAGGCCUGAGCCCUGAAACUUCCGCCAGCCAAGCCCAGCUAGGGACGGGGUCAGGGCCACCGGGUUCCUGGUGAGGUUGAAACAGUGAGUGUGUAAGGCUGUGUUAAAGUGAGUCAGUGAGAGUAGGCAGAAUUUUGUGGGUUGCUUCCGUGUGAGUGUGGGAACAGUCCCACAGUCUCACCAUGUCGGGGAAACGGAAGCGUGUGGUGUUGACCAUUAAAGAUAAGCUUGAUAUAAUAAAGAAACUUGAAGAUGGAGGUUCUUCCAAACAACUGGCAGUGAUUUAUGGAAUUGGCGAAACGACAGUUCGAGAUAUAAGAAAAAAUAAGGAAAAGAUCAUAACUUACGCAAGCAGUUCAGACUCCACAAGUCUUCUGGCUAAGAGGAAAUCUAUGAAACCAUCCAUGUAUGAGGAACUGGACAAAGCGAUGCUAGAAUGGUUCAACCAGCAAAGAGCAAAAGGGAAUCCCGUGUCUGGACCAAUUUGUGCAAAAAGGGCAGAGUUCUUCUUUUAUGCUUUGGGAAUGGAUGGUGAUUUUAACCCCUCUGCCGGUUGGUUAACUCGUUUUAAGCAGCGGCACAGCAUUAGAGAGAUCAAUAUUAGAAACGAAAGAUUAAGUGGAGAUGAGACUGCUGUGGAGGAUUUUUGCAGCAACUUUCGAGACUAUAUUGAACGAGAGAAUUUGCAGCCCGAGCAAAUCUACAAUGCAGAUGAAACUGGACUGUUUUGGAAAUGCCUGCCUUCCAGGACUUCGGUAAUCAAAGGUAAAUGCACAGUCCCUGGGCACAAGUCAAUGGAAGAAAGAGUCACUAUCAUGUGUUGUGCCAAUGCAACAGGUUUACACAAACUUAAGCUUUGUAUUGUGGGGAAAGCAAAGAAACCUCGUUCCUUCAAGUCAACUGACACCUCAAACCUGCCAGUGUCUUAUUUCAGCCAAAAAGGCGCAUGGAUGGAUCUUUCCAUUUUCCGACAGUGGUUUGAUAAGAUCUUUGUGCCCCAAGUAAGAGAGCACUUAAGAUCCAAAGGGUUGCAAGAAAAGGCUGUACUCUUAUUGGAUAAUUCACCAACACAUCCAAAUGAAAACGUCCUGAGGUCAGAUGAUGGCCAAAUAUUUGCUAAAUAUUUACCACCUAAUGUGGCUUCGUUGAUUCAGCCCUUGAAUCAGGGAGUCAUAGCUACAAUGAAGAGAAACUACAGAGCACGUCUUCUCCAGAACAACUUGGAAGAAGGCAAUGACCUGAGAUCAUUCUGGAAGAAGCUAACUCUACUAGAUGCACUUUAUGAAAUAGCAAUGGCAUGGAAUUUAGUAAAGCCAGUUACCAUCAGCAGAGCAUGGAAGAAGAUUCUCCCUACUAUAGAGGAGAAAGAAGGCCUGGACUUUGAUGAAGAAGAUAUCUCAGUGGCUGCCAUCGCUACUAUUUUACAACACACCAAAGGAUUGGAAAAUGUGCCUGCUGAGAACAUUGAAAAAUGGCUUGAAGUGGACAGUACUGAACCAGGCUAUGAAGUCUUAACUGACAGCGAAAUCAUCAAAAGAGCACAAGGUCACACAGAUGAAUCCAGUGAAAAUGAAGAGGAGGAAAUAGAACUGAUUCCAGAGAAACAUAUUAAUCAUGCAGCUGCUCUCCAAUGGACUGAAAAUUUAUUGGAUUAUCUAGAACAACAAGGUGAUAUGAUUCUGCCUGAUAGACUGGUGAUACGUAAACUUCGAGCCACCAUCAGAAAUAAACAAAAGAUGGCAAACUCAAGUCAGUAAUGGCAUAUCAGUGUUAGCAUUGUUUUGGUAAUCGUGUAACUCUUGACCUCCUUGCAAUAUGGCUUUUCUUGGUGUUCUGAGUUCUCAGACACAGCCCUGUGAAAUAUAGAUACUAUAUAUAUCUAUAUCUAUAUCUGAAGUGGUUUAAGGAUUAUGUGUUUUGUAGCAUCUGUCCCUUUAUUUGUGUAAUCAGAAGCUGAUUCUGUAUAGGUGUAAGUUAUAUACGCAUUAUGUAUUCACUUUCAUAGAUCUACAAUUAUCCCUUCCAUUAGAGUGGUAUUCCAUAAAUUUUCUAGCAGAAGUUACAGGUAACAGUGAACAGGUAGAUCACUUUCCUGAAAUCUUUUGUUAGUUGUGUGAGGGCAGCCACAGUAAUCUUUUAUUGUGCUAGCCAUCUUAAGUGAUUAUUUGUAUAUUUGUAUACAAUGAUGGAAUGAGUGAUCUAUAAUAAUUCAAAAUGAGAAAACUGAUCUGUGAAUUAAUAAAAUAACUUAGGAAUCAUGCUUUUCUUUGUUUUAGAGGGGAGAUUUCUCUGGAAAUUAGGAAGUGGUUGCUAACUUCGAAAGCUAGAAAACUUAGAAAACUAUUGGGAAGCUGAUAUUCUGACAUUCAUUUGUAGAAACAGGUGAAAAUUUGGGGAACUUUAGGUUAUUUAUAAAAAGAAUAAAUAGACUUGUUUUAAUUGGAUCUUAUUAAUUGAAUAAUUAAUAGUAUAGGUCUAGUAUUUAUUCAUCUAAUUAUAGUACAGGUUUUGUAAUGUUACCUAUGGUGAUGUGAGCACCCACCUAUAUGUGAGGGAAUAUUUUGGGUAUUUGUAAGUUUUUUUUCUUUUUUACUAUAUACUUGAAAGUGUUAUAAUUUGAAAAGUUUGGUGAUAAUUUCUCUAUAUGAUGUGAAAAGAAUGAAAAAGUUUUUAUUUUUAAUAAGCCAUAAAUUGUCUAUUAUGAGGAAAGCAGAAAUAAUUAUGGAAAGUGACAGAUUCUAAGGAAUUUCAUCAUUAUUAUUUUGACAUUUGUAAAAUGGUAUUUCAUUUGUCAGAAUUUUGAUACUUGUUUAACAAUGUAGGUUUACUCAAGGCAUUGAAAAGACUUUGCCUAUAUAAAUAUUAAUUUCAUUUGUAAUUUAAAAGUUUUGGCCCUAAAUUUUAAAAAAGUCAUUUUUGAAAUGUUUUAACUUUUUCACUGAAACACUUGCAUUUUGUAGUGACUUUCUAAAGCUUUCUAAAGUGAAUUCUAAAGUUUCAGAAAUAUUUGUAGCUUUCCAUAAUUUCUGUUCUCUUUAUGAUGUAUGUUCAGAUUUUUAAAAAAGACUUACCUGUGUCAACAAUUGUUUAAAAUUGUGUUUGUUGCAUGAAUUGCCUCAGUAAACAGGAGAGAAAGCAUCAGAAAUUAGCAUACAUAUUGAAUCAGAUAAUUACACAUUCUGGUGUAAAUUAAAUUGUAUAUAAAAGUACUUUUCAUUUUUCUAAAAUGAAAAUAUGCACUAAAAAUCUUGGAAUUUCUGUAUUUGCUCAGUUUUUAAAUUAACCUUGUCAGUGAAAUUCAGUGGUAUCAUUGCCACCUAGUGGUAAAGUUAACAUCACUGUUAAGCUGUGUGGUUUUAAACUUUAAUAUCUAGUAAAACAUUCACUGUGUUGUGGCCUUGAGUGUGAAUCUUGUGACUCUUUCUCUGUCCUGUGAGAAACCACUCUUCAUUCGUAGGCUUAUAGCUAUUUGCUCAUUUCUGAAAACUCUCAACAAUGGUAGAUAAAAAGUUUUGUUUU
Messenger RNA from Capra hircus (goat), 3943 nucleotides. It is a transcript of the gene JRKL, whose product is annotated as JRK-like. Bases 607 to 2181 code for a protein of 524 amino acids. The record is from RefSeq and is a predicted model, not a curated record. The transcript has a single exon. Gene Ontology annotation, cellular component: nucleus. Lineage: Eukaryota; Metazoa; Chordata; Mammalia; Artiodactyla; Bovidae. Gene Ontology annotation, molecular function: DNA binding.